Messenger RNA from Capronia epimyces CBS 606.96, 1395 nucleotides. RefSeq lists its product as uncharacterized. Gene Ontology annotation, cellular component: fungal-type vacuole membrane. The coding region runs from base 1 to 1395 and encodes 464 amino acids. The transcript has 3 exons. Lineage: Eukaryota; Fungi; Ascomycota; Eurotiomycetes; Chaetothyriales; Herpotrichiellaceae. Gene Ontology annotation, biological process: transmembrane transport. Gene Ontology annotation, molecular function: transmembrane transporter activity. The record is from RefSeq and is a predicted model, not a curated record.
AUGAGUAACACCGAGUUAGUGACUGUUACCGUCACCACUCCUUCGGGCUUGGAUGUGGAGGGCGGCGAAAGAACAAGAGCACAAGCAUCAGCAUCAGCACGACUGCAGGAUGUAGAGGGCGAGCCAUCGAACGGACAUGAGCUCGCGCCCAUAGAUGGAGGAUCUGCUGCUUGGAGGCUGCUCUGCGCGGCCUUUGUGUUUGAGGCACUGCUCUGGGGCUUCCCGCUCUCCUUUGGUGUCUUUCAACAAUACUACUCCCAGACGCCCGAGUUUGCCAACAAUCGCUACAUUCCCGUGGUGGGCACAAUCGCCUCUGGAUUGGGUUAUCUCGGAGCACCAGUCGUCAUGCCUUUUAUCCAGCGCCAUCAGCGGUGGCAGCGGCAGAUGAUUUGGGUGGGAUGGCCCAUUUGCAUUGCCGGACUCGUGUUGGGGUCUUUUGCGUCCAGUUUGGAAGUGCUUAUCCUGACGCAAGGCGUGGCCUACGGUCUUGGGUUCCUCAUCUUCUACUAUCCCAUCCUCAGCAUGGUCAAUGAAUACUGGGUCGCGCGGCGGGGCAUGGCGUACGGUGUUCUCUGCGGUGCCUCUGGAGUCUCAGGGUCGGUCAUGCCAUUCGUGCUGCACGCACUGUUGGCCAAGUACGGAUACAGAACGACGCUUCGCGCCGUGGCCGUCGCCCUCACCUUGCUCACGGGCCCCUUGAUUCCGCUGUUAAAGGGCCGUUUGCCGGCCUCGCACUCGGAGCGAGCCAGGAUGCCCAACAUCAACUGGACGUUUUUCCGCAGCCCGCUGUUCUGGCUGUACUCGGUUUCCAACCUGUUGCAAGGAUUCGGCUACUUUUUCCCUUCCUUGUACCUCCCCUCGUAUGCGUCGUCGCUCAGGCUCGGCGGCAAGAGCGGCGCCCUUCUCCUCGCAUUGAUGAGCGUCUGUCAAGUCGGCGGCCAGUUUGUCUUUGGUCUGCUAUCUGACCACAAAGUCCCCCUGGACCUUUUGGCCUGCUUAUCAACCCUGGUGGCAGCAGUUGCUUGUCUCGCCGUGUGGAGACUGGCUCAUUCGCUCCCAGUCUUGAUUAUCUUUGCCGUUGCCUACGGCUUCUUCGGCGCAGGCUUCACUGCCAUCUGGGCCAGGAUGAGCACCGCCAUAACAGACGACGUGACGGCAGGACCGAUCAUCUUCAGCUUACUGAACUUCGGUAAAGGCAUCGGAAACGUGGCGGCCGGACCGGUGGGAGGCUUUCUGGUCUCCAGUUCAAAGUCGACCGGAACUCAGUCUCAGUCUCCAUCAUCGUUGUCCUAUCGUUGGGUCAUCGUCUUCACCGGAGUGUGCAUGUUCGCAAGUGCUUGUACCAUCUGCUUGCGAUAUUCAAAGUAUCUUGUCUUGGUUGUUCGUGUUCGAUGA